This is a messenger RNA of Pneumocystis murina B123, 1445 nucleotides long. RefSeq lists its product as hypothetical. Gene Ontology annotation, biological process: intracellular copper ion homeostasis; positive regulation of transcription by RNA polymerase II; intracellular iron ion homeostasis. The transcript is spliced from 5 exons. Bases 49 to 1131 code for a protein of 360 amino acids. Lineage: Eukaryota; Fungi; Ascomycota; Pneumocystomycetes; Pneumocystales; Pneumocystaceae. Gene Ontology annotation, cellular component: nucleus. Gene Ontology annotation, molecular function: RNA polymerase II cis-regulatory region sequence-specific DNA binding; copper ion binding; DNA-binding transcription factor activity, RNA polymerase II-specific. The record is from RefSeq and is a predicted model, not a curated record.
UUAAAGUGAACAAUUUUAUUAGAAACCUGCAUUCUAUGAUAAAAAAGUAUGGUGUAUAUUAAUGAUAUUAAAUAUGCCUGCUCUAGUUGUAUUAGAGGGCAUCGGUCGUCUUUGUGCGAUCAUGAAAAUCGGCAACUUUUUGAGAUUAAACGUAAGGGAAGACCAGUAUCACAAUGUGUACAGAUGCCAUCAGAACGUACAAAAAAGACGUCUAGAACAAGAUGUGUAUGUAAUCAGGGAUUAGAGAAAUCUUUUGUUUCAUUAGACGUUCAGAAAAUGUCACUUAAAACUCCCAAAAAAAACAAAAAAAAGGUAUUGCCAAUGAUAAAGAAUGAGAAGGAAUUUUGUGGUAUUGAAAAAGAUGAAGAAGUUAGGGAUUCUGUUCAAAUUUAUUCAUUUCCUACGGAUUUCAAUACAUUAAAUAAUUCUUUACAAUGGAUUCAUCUGUCUGAUAAGUCACAAACAUCAAAUAAUAUGGAUAUAAAAGUACAGGAUACAAGAUUGGAAUCGAAUGGUUUAUAUGAUUUUGAUUCGGUAUUUUGUCCUCAGAGUUUAGGUUCUAAAUCGGAAUCUACUGAAAUGAUAUAUAAUUGUCCUCAGUAUCUUGGUAACUGUCUCUAUCCUUUGGCUAUUGAAAAAACUGAUUCCAAUUUUGUUUCUAUUCCAGAUCAAAUGAGUUUUUAUCAGACAUGUGGUAAAUCUGCAUAUAGUCAUUUUGAUAGUCUACCCAUUUAUCCGUAUAUGGCAUCAGGUGUAAGUAUAGAUUCUCAGGUCUUUGCAUCUGAAUUUCUUGGUUCUGAUCAGUAUUCGAAAAUGCAAAAUAAUGAUGACACUAAAAUUCUUGAACUACAUACAGAUCCUCAAAUAAUGAUAUCAAAUGAUUUCCAGAAUUUUAAUUCUGGGAUUUUAGAUGUAUCUUAUCCAUAUUUAUUAUCUGAAGUUAGGUUUGAUUAUUUAUCUGAUUCUACAUGUAAAUGUUCAAAUUGUCAUAUUAAUGCUGAUAAUAUUCCUCAAGAUGUGUCACAAACUAUGCCAAUGGAUGAAAAAUUAUUAUCAGGUUUAUAUACUAGCCCUGAAGGGAAGUUUUUGAAUAUAAUGUCUGAUUUAAAUAUAUAUACUAAUGAUUUUUAAAAAAUGAACACUAUUUAUAGACUUCAAUAUAUGCGAAAUUUUGCUAAUGAUAUCUAAUUCUCUAUUGUAAAAGGAGGAAGUUAAAUACGUAAAAUGAUGAUUUCUUCUAUCUUUAAAUUUUUUAUUGUAUUGUAAGAUAUGAUUAAAUGAUCAAUAUUAUUAUUUUAGGGACACUAUCAUAUUUAUAAGCAAUAAAAAUCGCAUAUAUGUGUUUUGUAAAAAACUUAAAAUAUCUUAUUGAUAUUAAUGUGAACUUUUGAAUAUAGAUAUGUAUAUACGUUAAUAUUAUUUAUAAUAAAAUUUCAAUGGGGAUU